Messenger RNA from Brienomyrus brachyistius, 4868 nucleotides. RefSeq names its product ADAMTS-like protein 2. Bases 1582 to 4335 code for a protein of 917 amino acids. Gene Ontology annotation, biological process: extracellular matrix organization. The record is from RefSeq and is a predicted model, not a curated record. Gene Ontology annotation, cellular component: extracellular matrix. Lineage: Eukaryota; Metazoa; Chordata; Actinopteri; Osteoglossiformes; Mormyridae. The transcript is spliced from 19 exons.
CAUUUAAAUCUGCCAUCAAACCCGAAGAGGAGAAGCCCAACCCCCCCUUUUUGAAGUUUAUACUUGUGCGGAGUGGGUGGUUAUCUAGCUGUUAAAACCCACCAUGUUAUUUUGGGUCAGAACCUCUAGAACAAAACACUAAAAAAGAAAAGAACACUUUGCAGUCUCACUGGCGUUUCUUUGAUCGCUUGAGUCGGACUUCUCGCUGCGGCUGUCGCUGAGAUCUGCUCAUAUUUAUCCCUGAGAAUUUGCAGGGUGGCAGAUUCCACACUCUUUGAGUGUUUAACUGUGCUUCUCCUCCUAGUCUGAAAUGGCUUCAGUACAACCCAGGCAGCAGUAUCCUCCAAAUCUGGGAUAGCGAAUCCAGCUAUAUGCAAAGCAAGUGAGUCCAAAAACACUGAUGAUCCACCCAAACUACCAGUGUGUUUCUCAUAGGUCCUGACUGCUAAUUACAUAGAUAAAACUCAUCCAUCCAUCUCCCAACCACUUAUUCUCAGGGUUGCAGGGAUAAAAUUUCUCAUUUGGGCAAAAUGUCCAACUUCAUUGUCCAUCAUUCCUCCAUAGCAGCACCUCCAGUACAGGUUACUAGUGACCAAACUACUCAGAACUGACAGAAAAAAAUAAUUAGAUGCAUAUGUAACUCUUGGCUUGAGAGACUGUAUCCAUUGCAUCAUUCUUCUCAUUCCUCAGUGUUAAAUGGAAGCCUUCCAUCUUGAUCUGAUAACCAUCUGGGGAUCUCGUACAAAACAUGUCCUGUUUAAGAACCCAAGUGAAUAUGGGGAAAACACGUUGUCUAUGUAACAUUGUCAUAACUCAACUGGCGUAACUGAUGACACAGUCUGCUGCUUCUUAGUUGCUCUGCUUUGGGGGGGUGGAUGGGAUUGAGGAGGACCAGAAGCACUAACUGAUGAUCGGAACAGACUCUUAGGUAGCCUGUUCAUUCCUUGUGGACAAAAAACAAACAGGAGCCCUGGGUCGGCUCCCCACACCUCUCACACCGAGGCUCAUCGAUCCCACACUUUCUUCCUGUGUGUGUGUCUACUUGGGGGAACAUGUUUCUGUCUGUUUACUGGGUUACUCUGCAUUAUCGGCGUCACUCUCAGUGUCUCUGUGCCGUAGAUCUGCUGCGUGCUGUGGACCAUCUUGCCACCCUUCUUGGCAUGGUUUUGGGAUCCAUGCCAGCGGGGUAGAGCUUGGUGGGGGAGGGAGAGCAGGGCACCGGCAGGCUUCAAGGGAACUGGCCAUUUUCCAUUGUGUGCAUUUUUUUGUGCUUGUCUCUGUGCGCUUGGGGAGAAAAGGGUAGGGGUGGAGGGGCGGCUGCUUGCUGGGAAACGACUCCCUCCCUAUCCGUCUGACUGGGAGCCGCCAGCCUGGCUGCGAGGCUGACGACUGCACAGCGGCAGCAGCCCUGCGUUUCCACAGCCUCUCCUCCCCCGUCACCUCCUGCCGAUCUCCUCCUGCUGUGAUUUGGGGGCCUGGGGAAGGGAGGGGAUGCAGGCACACACCUUACCGCCGAGCGGAGCACGUCGGCCCUGAACCCUGGACGCCGAUUGACCCCGAUGCUCCAGGACCGCAGUCAGGAUGAGGUUCUGGCUACAGGGGGGGACCAGCCUGGUGGUGCUGGGCGUCUUAACUCUCUCACUCUGUGGGAACCUCAAUGCAAGUAAACAGGGGGGCGUGGCUUCCAACAGUGUGGAGGAAUCCAUGGUGACUGCGUAUUGGUGGGGGGAGUGGUCUAAAUGGACAGCCUGUACACGCACCUGUGGAGGAGGGAUCACGUCGCAGGAAAGGCAUUGCUUAAAGCAGAGGAAGAAAGUUGCUAUGGAAAAAUGCAAUAUGACCUGCACUGGCAACGCAAGGCAAUAUCUCCUGUGCAACACAAAGGAGUGUCCUUCCUCUCGGCGAAGUUUUCGAGAGGAGCAGUGCUGGUCCUUCAACUCACAAAUCUACGAUGGAAGGAGGUUCCGCUGGAAGCCCCUCUAUUCUGAAGAUUAUGUCCACAUCUCCAGCAACCCAUGUGACCUUCACUGCUCCACCCUCGACGGUCAGAGGCAGCUCAUGGUUCCUGCCCGUGAUGGAACAUCGUGCAAAUACAGAGAUUACCGAGGAAUCUGUGUCAACGGCAAGUGUGAGCCAGUCGGCUGUGAUGGGGUUCUCUUUUCAUCCCACACGCUUGAUAAAUGUGGGGUCUGUCAGGGUGAUGGGAGCCGCUGCAGGAGAGUUACUGGAAGCUUCCACCAGAAUGCUUCCAGUGCAGGCUAUGCCUUCAUCACUCAGAUCCCACAGGGUUCUUGGGACAUCCAGGUCAUUGAGAGAAGGAAGUCCGCAGAUAUUUUGGCUGUGACCGACCAGGCUGGAAAAUUCUUCUUUAAUGGGCCCUACAGGAUGGACAACCCACAGAACUUUCAGGCUGCUGGGACAAUCUUCAAGUACCGACGUCCCAUGAACAUGCAUGAAACUGGAAUUGAGUACAUUGUGGUGAAGGGGCCCAUAAAUCAACCCAUCAAUGUUCUGGUGUGGAACCAGAAUGGUGGAAGCCCCUAUAUCACCUAUGAAUACACAGAGUGGCAAAUCCCUCCUGCCCUGCUAAUGGAAGGUCCACUGGCCAACGUUGGACCUGUAACGCAUAAGGGUCUUUCUGAAACUGACCAGAAGCAAGUUGUGGGGCAGGAGCCCAGGGCAGAGCAAGUGGGAGAGCUGAAGGGCCAGGUGACUAAUGAAGUAUACGAGGGGACAGCGGUUAUCCACUCCAAGCAAGAGCUCUUGACCCCGCCUCACAAACCAGGGAAGAACAGCACCCACUCAGGUGACAUGGGUGCCGGUGAAGACCCAGUGGCCAACAAGCCAAGUUCAGAGAAUCUCAUCUGGAAUAUGUUUCAGGGGAAGUCAAUUGCUUCAGGGAUGCUUCACAUCAAUUUCUCCACCAAUCAGCUGCUCACUACAGGACAGAAGUUACAUUCAACAAAAGUGGAACCGCCAGGACGACAUGCCACCAGUCUGGAUGGUGGUGCUCCCUUUGGACACAAUAGCUCACUGCAAGAGCGUAUUCACAAUAAUGACACAGGACACCUGCUUCUUCUCAACGGGACACUGCUGCCCAGCUUUCACAGUGAUAACAGAACCAACCACACAAGGAGCCACCGGAAGAACUCUGGGCUGAGCACAGCAGACAUGUACCGCUGGAAGCUCUCCUCUCAGGAGCCCUGCAGCAAGUCCUGCUCCAUAGGUGUGGCCAGAUCCUUUGUCACCUGUGUGCGCUAUGAUGGAGCAGAGGUAGACAAUACCUACUGUGAUAACCUGACCCGUCCAGAACCCGUCCAUGAUUUCUGCAUAGGAAGGGAAUGUCAGCCCAGGUGGGAAGCGAGCAGCUGGAGUGAGUGCACCCGUACCUGUGGUGAGGGGUUCCAGUUCCGGCUUGUCCGUUGCUGGAAGAUGCUGGCCCCUGGCCUCGACAGCUCAGUCUACGGUGACCUCUGUGACCUGGCACAUGUGGAGCGACCAGUGGAACGACGCACCUGCCAAAACCCCACCUGUGGGCCCCAGUGGGAGGUGGCUCAGUGGUCUGAGUGUACAGCCAAGUGUGGCCACUGGAGUCAAGUGACCAGAGACGUCAGAUGUUCUGAUGAAAUGAACACAUGUGACGAAUCGACUCGGCCGCCGUCCAUCAAAAACUGCACCGGCCCGUCUUGUGAGAGGCAGUGGGCUGCAUCUGAAUGGGGGCCAUGCUCCGGCUCGUGUGGACAGGGCAUGAUGAUCCGGCACGUCUACUGCAAGGCCUCAGAUGGACAUGUGGUGCCUGAUGCUCAGUGUCCUGCUGAAGAUCGCCCCCUGGCCAUACACCCCUGUGGAAGCCAGGACUGCCCCCCACACUGGAUAGUGCAAGACUGGGACAUGUGUAACACGACAUGUGGCCGCGGUAUCAGGCGAAGAAUGAUCCUGUGUGCUGGGAUCACUGCCGGCCUCUUUCAAGUCCAUGAGGACAGCGAAUGUGCUGCAGAAGUGCGACCGGACGGCGAGAGCACCUGCUUUGAGAGGCCAUGCUUCAAGUGGUACACCACACCAUGGUCAGAGUGCACCAAGACCUGCGGCACUGGCACUCGCUCAAGAGACGUGAAGUGCUACCAAGGAAGGGAGCCUGUCAAGGGGUGCGACCCCCUAACCAAGCCCACCAAUAAGCAGGUUUGCCCCUUGGAUCCCUGCCCAACACAGCCCCCAGAUGAGAAUUGUAAGGACCAGCCGGACACCAACUGCUCCCUGGCCUUGACGGUUAACUUGUGCAGCCAUUGGUACUACAGCAAGGCUUGCUGCCUGUCCUGCAGGGGCACAUACUUCUGACACUGGAAAGACCUGCUUCCUACUAAUCUGCCUCGCUAUUGUGGCAGGAAGGAACAAUUUUCGGUGGAGCGUCAAGGUCCCGCGAUGAUGCGUCCAUCCAGUGCUGCAAUGACUUCACUGUGUGUCCUGGUCACUUAAAGUUCAAGUGAAGGUGAAAUUUAAUUGCUAGCAUAAACCGCUUACAUUAGCCAUAAUGUGCUGAGAUGCAUAACCAAGAUGUGAGGGUGAGGGUAGGCUGUGCUUCGCUGUACAAAACUCCAUUCUCAUUACAUUAAUAUAAACUAUACUGCCAAUGAACUUUUGCACAUGGAGGACAUGAUGCAUUAAUUAUCUAUGCAAGGUAUUACACAUCUAUGAGGUGCCUGUAGAUUGAUGAAUGGCAGUGAAGUUCUUUGAAGUCACUAAUUAUGUGCCACUAAAUGAAACCAUAUAGGACAAAUGCAAUAUUACACUACGACUGUAACUAUAUCACUUUUAUGUAUAUUUGCCAUAUUACCAUUUCUCAAAAAAUAAAAUGCAGAAUGCUGUCUUUA